AUGAAAUUACAUAAACAGAAACGUCUUAAUUUUGUCAAACGUUAUAAAGAUUGGACAUUAGAAGAUUGGUCAGAUGAAUCUAAAAUUAAUAGAGUUGGUUCAGAGAGAAGAUGGAUAUGGACUACAUCGAUGAAGUCUAUAACUGAGCGAGAAAUACAAAUAAUAUUGAAAUUUGGUAGUGGUAGUCUUAUGGUCUGGGCUUUAUUACCUAUUCUGGGCCUUCUAUACCUAAUGAAAUGGAUAGAAUAUUUAAUUGGAAACAAAUUGUCAUCAAUUGCUGAUUUUACUUUUUUAAGGAAUAAUUACAUUAAAUUAUUAGUAAUUUCAUUCAACAAAAUACAAUAUUUGGAUAAUGGAUCGUUUAUAGGAUUAAGAAAUCUUAGAGAAUUGGAUUUACGUAAUUGUGAACUUAAAUCUCUAAAUUCGGAAACAUUCAAGCCUCUAAAAAUGUUGGAAAGUUUAUUAUUAGAUGGUAAUCAACUAGAAGAGUUCGAGCAAGGAAUUUUUAAAUAUUUAUCGAAGUUAAAAUUAUUAUCUCUGAGAAGAAAUCGAAUAAAAUAUAUUAAAGAGGAAAUUUUCUAUGGUCUUCAUUCUCUUAAAGCAUUAUCUUUAAGUUGGAAUGAAUUAUCUCAAUUAGAUGAAGAUAGUUUUGGAAAUAUUUCGUCAUUAAUUAAUUUAGAUUUGGAAAACAAUAAUUUGAUAAGUAUAAAACGGAAUACUUUCAGUCAACUCAUCAAUUUGCAAACAUUGAAUUUAAAGAAAAAUAAACUGAAGGAUCUUCAUUCUGAUACGUUUAUUCCAUUAACUUCAUUGACACACAUAUAUUUUCAAGAUUUCAGAAUGUGUUCUUACGCCCUUCAUAUCAGAGUCUGUGAGCCAAGAGGAGAUGGAAUAAGUAGUGUUACACACUUACUGGAUAGUCUAAUAUUGAGAAUAAGUGUAUGGAUAGUUGCAUUUUUGGCAUGUUUAGGCAAUUUACUCGUUCUUGUAGGAAGACAUUUAGUUAAAGAAACGAAUGAAGUCCAUUCCAUAUAUAUAAAGAAUUUAGCAGUAGCAGAUUUUCUUAUGGGAAUUUAUUUAUUUAUGAUAGCGGGUCAUGAUAUGGCAUUUAGAGGCGAUUAUGUCAAUCACGACAAACAUUGGAGACAUAGUUGGAAAUGUAAUUUUUGUGGAAUUUUGAGCACUUUAAGUAGUGAAGCUUCUGUGUUUAUGUUGACUGUAAUUACUAUUGAUCGUUAUCUGUCCAUAUUAUAUCCAUUAAGUCUUAAAAGAAGAACUGUAAAAUUUUCAUUCAUUUGUAGUAGCAUUAUUUGGAUUGUAGCUUCUAUCAUUUCUAUUUUACCUAUAUUUGAUUUAGGUUAUUUUGGCAACGAGUUUUAUGGUAAUAAUGGAGUUUGUUUACCUUUACAUAUACACGAUCCUUUUGCUGCGGCUUGGGAGUAUUCAUUAUUUGUAUUUUGCGGUAUAAAUACUUUGGCAUUUUUAUUUAUUUUAUUCUCAUAUGUGAGAAUGUUUGCUGCUAUCCAAAGAUCAAGCAUGGGCGUGAGAUCGUCACAACAACAAUAUGAGAGAACAAUUGCAAAGAGAUUUGCUUUCAUAGUUGGCACCGACAUGAUUUGUUGGGUACCUGUGAUAUUCAUUAAAUUUUUAGCUGUUGGAGGAAUACAGAUAAAUGAAGAAUUAUAUGCUUGGGUUGCAGUGUUUUUACUUCCUAUAAAUUCUGCAUUAAAUCCUGUUCUGUAUACGCUUACAACUAAAUUAUUUAAACAACACAUUGCAAAAUUUGUUAUUAAUUGGAGACCUUCACCUUCAUUAUCAGUAGCAACAGAUACAUCAGCUAUUUCUCUUUCUUCUAUAUUAAAUGUUAAAGCUCAUAAAGUUUCUAUUAAAAGAACACCACAUGAAGUUGAUUCCAGUGUACGACAAUCUUCGUUGUUAUCUUCUAACAGUAGAAUUCCAGUUCGUAACAGUUGGUACUCACCACAGCGAGUUCAUUAUCAAAGAAAUAAUUAUUUUUAA
Centruroides sculpturatus (bark scorpion) is the source of this 2019-nucleotide messenger RNA. RefSeq names its product relaxin receptor 1-like. Lineage: Eukaryota; Metazoa; Arthropoda; Arachnida; Scorpiones; Buthidae. The record is from RefSeq and is a predicted model, not a curated record. Gene Ontology annotation, molecular function: protein binding; G protein-coupled receptor activity. Gene Ontology annotation, biological process: G protein-coupled receptor signaling pathway. The transcript has 12 exons. Gene Ontology annotation, cellular component: membrane. Bases 1 to 2019 code for a protein of 672 amino acids.